Hyalella azteca is the source of this 1535-nucleotide messenger RNA. RefSeq names its product tissue factor pathway inhibitor 2. The transcript is spliced from 4 exons. The record is from RefSeq and is a predicted model, not a curated record. Gene Ontology annotation, molecular function: serine-type endopeptidase inhibitor activity. Bases 742 to 1509 code for a protein of 255 amino acids. NCBI's taxonomy places the organism in Eukaryota, Metazoa, Arthropoda, Malacostraca, Amphipoda, Hyalellidae.
UCGAAAUCGGUAAGGUGAUACAGGAACUAAUCACGUUAGUCAAUUCGUGGGGCCAUUGUGAUAAAUUUUUUCACCGCGUACCGUUGUGAAGAAAUUUAUGCACUGUCGUAAGCUUAUAAUUGACCAAGAUUAUCUCGGAAUAUCUAGACGGGGAAAUUCAUCGGGUUAGGAUAUCAGAGCUGGUAUGUAAAAUUAUAUAUAAACGAAAUAACGUUUCCAUGUGUUGUGUAUUUUCAUCAUUAAUUGGUCGAGAAUUUAGAACAAACGGUAGCUAGACUACGUUAGAAGCGUUCUUGGAGUGAAGCUGUUUAAUGUUGAGCAAUUAGGUGAAACGGUUAAACCCAGUUAUUCGUGAAAUUUCCUCCCUCCUUGGAAGUUUGAGUUGGAACUUAGAAGAAUCCUCAUAUUUGAUAUAACAAUUAUUGAUCAUUCUAACAUUUCGUAAUCCAAUUAAGAUUAGCAUUUUUUAGGUUUCAUACUUACAUUUGUCAAACGUAGAGCAUGAGAAUCGCCUAACCCAUUGAACCUCUAAUGAAUUGAGUUAUCUUGAUCUACUUUGUACGGAAAGAGUAAUCAACGUCUACUAGCAACCCAGCCUUUACCUCGCCUCGCGAAGCAUCUGUUUCUGUACUCUCAACAUCCUCGUACAAACGUGAUAGCUACAGUGGAAGAAAAGCUGGUUCUUCGUCCCCGCUCACUGUACCAUCUCCACUCCCUGGAUCAGUCCCUCCAGUAGCAGCAAUGGGCGUGCAGCUGCUGCAGGUGGUGGCGCUCGCCAGUGCGUUGCUGGCGACUACGUCGUCUCUCAUGCUGGGUUUCGACGAGCUGUCCAGCCAGUUCCUGCCCCUGGCGCACGUAUCGGUGCGAUGCCUGCAGCCCAUAGACUAUGUCCCGCGUCACUGCACCACGCAGGACAUGGUGCGAGGCAGGGUCAUCGCUAACGAAACCAUGUGGUACUACAGCCCCGACCUCCUCAAGUGUGUGCCUACCAUCAAGUUCACGGGCUGUGCCACUGAGAACAGGUUCGACACGUUGGAGGCGUGCACAGCCACGUGCGAGACAGGCACCCAUUGCCCCGACGGCUGCUACACUGAAACUGACUUGCGUCGACGUGACAAACUUCGCUGCGUCUGCCCGGACGGUAUUGGAGAAUGGCUCUGCCAUUUGCCACCUGAUGAAGGUGACUGUGGAGACAUGACUGCCGUGGCACCGAUCGAGCGAUAUUACUACGACCCCGUAAGCAAAGAAUGUCAUACCUUCUCUUUCUCACGAUGUGGCGGCAACAACAACAAUUAUGGCUCUUUGCUGAUGUGCAAAGAUAUUUGUGCUUAUGAUCCGGCAAGUGAAUCCACCAGUAGUUUCGCCUUGCUAUUGCUUCAAAUUCUGAUUGCUCUCAUCGCCGUAGUCACGAUUCUGCAUCUGAUCAGCUGGAAGCUCAAGACACAGUCCGCCGUGCUCAACCAAAUUAACGAGUGGCUAGUGCGUAGGAAGCGUGCAUCAUUUCUGUGAACUUGUUCCAUAAUUUUAAUUAGGAA